AUGUCUGGGCAAGAACGGACGAAGCUACUUAAGCCCUUAGCCUACAAGUUCAAGUUGUUUUGGAACGACAAGCUAGAUAAACCCCCUCAGGAACAGGAGUAUAUCAGCAAGCUCGAUGGGUAUUUGACCAGCUCGGUCUGUUUAGGGUAUUUUGCAAAAUCACUCCUUACAUCGAGUAUCACCAUAUCAUUCGUCAAUGGAAUGGAUGUUUUCUUCGAAAUGGAUAAGAACCAGUAUAAUAUCUUGUUGAGUUUAUGGUCAAUAUCUUAUUUUGUGGGACAUUUGGUCUUUGGUAAACUAAUUGCUAAAGUUAAUUUACGCUACUUCCUUGGUUUCUUACAACUUUCUUGGACUUUAAUUCUGUUAUUGCAAUUUUUCGUGACAACCCUUGGUCAGCUAUACGUACUACGUUUCCUCCUUGGCUUUCUACAAGCCCCGGUUUUCAUAAGUUUUGAAUAUUUACUAGGAUCCUGGUGGACUAGGAAAGAGUUGAACAAAAGAUCAACCCUACUAGCAAUAUCUUCUUCAAUGGCCCAUAUAAUUGCCGGCCCUUUACAGCAGUUUGUUAUCCAACAGUGUGAAACCAAGCAUUCGAGAACCCCUGCUUUCAAAUGGUUAUUCUUAGUGGAUGCCUCAAUCACUUUCCCCAUUGCAGUUUAUACUUUAAUUGCAAAUCCUAAUGUUCCCAAGAACUCAACUAAUUUUUAUUGGACUUCUCAAGAUAGACUGAUAAUGGGUUUGAGAAAGAAUAAUAUGGGAUUGAAUAAAGCCAGAAACCAGUCUGCUACCUGGUUCAUCUGGGUAUUUCCUCUAAUAUUUUACGCAUUCAAUAACUCUGAUCAUGCAAUUGGUCAACCAACCUUCAUAAGUUGGAUGAAAAUCGACUUGAAAUUACCAAAUUCAAAAUAUAAUAUCUAUCCUUCCUACUUAAAACUUACUGGUUUGAUUUUGGCUAUAUUGGUUGGAUAUUUGUCCGACUAUCUUGGAGGUCAAAUGAAUCAUAUAUUCAUUCUGAUAUAUUUCAUAUCAAUGGUGCUUGGAACUAGCUUAUUGGCCUUUUGGAAUAUCCCAACAUGGUUACAUUGGUUUUGCUAUAUCUUCAUUAGUCUACCUUCUGGCUGGGUCCAGCCUCAAAUAUUUUCCUGGGUUAACAGAGAAUUGGUCGGUGAUGACGAAAAAAGAUCUUUGGUGGUCAUGCUAACCAACGUACUAGCAUAUGUGAUUGGAAGCGUCGUACCACUAUUUGUCUGGAAUACAAACGAUGCUCCCGAGUAUUUCGUUGGUUUUACCUACACGGCUUUCUUGAGUCUUUUUGGGUUAAUCAUGACUUGGGUUGCUGUACACUUUAGUAAGAGGGCUUUUCAUUACCACGUUGUAUGA
Molecule: messenger RNA, 1380 nt
Organism: Hyphopichia burtonii NRRL Y-1933
Lineage: Eukaryota; Fungi; Ascomycota; Pichiomycetes; Serinales; Debaryomycetaceae
Product: MFS general substrate transporter
Exons: 2
Coding region: 1-1380 (459 amino acids)
Biological process (GO): transmembrane transport
Cellular component (GO): membrane
Molecular function (GO): transmembrane transporter activity
Source: RefSeq, a predicted model, not a curated record